UAUCCUCACAAUAAACAGAAUCUGCGUUUUAAAGAAGUCUCAAGCUGGUGUUAUACAGAGCUACACAACUCUACAAUGUCUGCUGUUUUAUUCACGGCUCUGUUGGUUGUAAAUAUCAUGUUUACCUGUGGACUUGACAUUUCACUACAAAGUGAAUACCGUAUGGAGGGUAAAGAUUUAUUCUGUGCCAAAUUACGUUGUGUUGAGAACACACGAGAAGAUAAUGAAAUCUCAGCUCUUGUCAACAUGUCAGUCUAUAGGAUCAGUGAAUUAGAGGGGAAGAUUAUGUUGGCGUCUAUAUCAGAAUCAGAUUCAAAAAUUCGAGAUAAUAAAGUAAAUGGAUCAAAAGUUGAUGGAAAGUUUUUAAAGGUCCUUGGAGAGUUGACUGUGUCAUUUACAAAACCUUCUGAUUGUUUUAGUACAGCGUUUGGAUGUGAUGUGUAUUACAUAAAUAGAAGGGGUCUCAUUGAGAUGAAAGAAAAUAAAACCAAACCUGUUGACCAACACAAUCGUAAGCCGUUGAUGUUGAUGACCUUAGAGGCUAAAACUCCAGAGAAUGAUAAAACAAUUGAUAGAAUGUCCGAGUUUCUAAAAACAUUUCAAGAUUCUGAUAGGUUAAACAGAGCUGACUUACACAUGCAUUUACAGUUUUCAACAGAUGACAAACGUUGUAACCAAAGUUAUCUUAAAACAGAAUUAACAAAGGAAAACAUUGGUGAAGCUUUUGUUAACCUUACCCAUGCUAUGGAAAGUAGAUUAAAUAGCUUGGUAUCUGCACAAGGAUCUACAAUUCAGAGACUUGAAAAUCAAAUGAACAACGUUGUUAACAGAUUGAACACCUUACAUAAAACAAAUCAAGAGCUCACGCGUUUUAAAAACAACUUAACUGAAAACCUAUUAAAAACAACUCAGCAGAUAGAAGCAAACAUCAAAACACAAGAAAUACACAAUAAGUCAAUACAAAAGUUAGCAAGUCUAUACAAUAUUUUACACAAACAACUAGAGAGACUGAACUUCAGUGUGGAUAACAUAUCAUUUGAUAUACAAACUUGGUCGCACAAGUCAAAUCAAAGUGAAAUGCUAACAAAAACCAUGCAAGAUUUCAAAAAAGAUUUACUAAAUUUAACUACUGAAAUGUUAAAAAAUAGCACAUCGAUAUUGGAACAACGUCAAAAUAUAAGCAUUCAACAACUUGUGGAAAGCAACAAAUUAAUGUCAGAUACACAAUCAAAGACACUGAAUGAUUUACAAACAGCUGUAUCACUGCUAAACAAUACUAACAUUGAUAUACUCGCCCGUAAGGAGAAGACCAACAACACCAUUCAACAUCGGAUUUCAAAACCAGAUAAAAUUGGUGUUCUAGGUAGUAGAUUACAUGGAUUGAAUGGCUCUGUGCCCAACGAAAGCGAACACUUAAAAUGUGCCGACAUGAACGACAGUGUUUUGGCGGAUAUAACAGCGGCUGGAGUAGAUGUCAACAGAACAUUGUGUGAUACCAAGACUGACGGUGGAGGAUGGAUUAUUAUACAGAGACGUAUCAAAGGUGAUGUGAACUUUACAAGAACUUGGAACGAUUAUAAAAAAGGAUUCGGUUCAACUUCUGGAGACUUUUGGAUCGGAAAUGAUGUAAUUUCUAACUUGACAGAUUUGGGUUAUAAUGAACUCAGAUUUGACAUGAAGUAUAAAGGUAAAGACUACUACGCUGUGUACAGAGGUUUUAAGGUAGAAAAUGAAGCAGCAAAGUAUAAGAUGAGCUUCACGUCAUUCAGUGGUGGGAAUAUUAGAGAUGACUUUAUUGGUCACAAGUUUAUGAAGUUUACAACCUUUGACUCUGAUAACGAUAUCUUGUCGAGUGGAAACUGUGCUGUAGAUAGGAGAGGUGGUUGGUGGUUUAGACGUUGUUACGACGUUAACGUCAACGGUGAAUGGGCUAGUAGUUUUUAUGAUAAAGGAAUUCAUUGGGCUAGAAUUACAAGCUCGACUGACUCUCUAGAUUUUGUUGAGUUGAAACUUCGUCAAAUGUAAACAACCGGAAAACAAUGCUGUGGUAAAAUAAUGGAUUCAAAAUAUGUAGACUAAUUACUUGUAUAAUCUUCAGAAACAUCAACAUAAUUACUUAUAUUAAAAUAAAUAGAUGUAAAAAUAUUUACUAAGGCAAUAUUUUCUUUAUAAUGAACAUUAAACCAUAACAUUGUAUUUGAAAAAUCCUUUGAAAAACUCUAAAAUAAUUUAUUAUGCUACUAGAUUCUAUGAUGUAUUAAUACCAUAUGUGAAGUAAUCUAGAAUUGAAAUACCUUAUUGAUUACGGUUAGCCAUUAAAACGAGGAGAAAAAAAACGUCUACGAUGGUGUCAUUUAUUUCUUGCAUAUACAUAAAUAUACUAGUAGUGUAGUUGUCAUCUACGACUAUAUCUUUAAUUAGCCAUUCACCUGGAUUGUGUGUAGUUUACAUCUAAUAACCUGUGUAAUUGUUUCAAUACUAAUUUUGUUGGCAUAGUUUUUCAUAUUCCAUGCAAAAUAACACAAAGUAGAGAUAGUAACUAUUACUGUUAACUUGGGAUUUGUAAAGUUUAGUAUAAUAAGUUUGUAUAUUUUGCGGUUAUAACAAUGUAGUAGAGUAAAUGGAUUAUUUAUAUGAAUCCAAUGUUUAGAUAGUUUUAUUUUUUACUUAAUAUAUUUCUUAUCGAACAUGUUUGUUUAUUUAGAAAAUAUCUAUAAUCACUUAAAAGUACAAAAGAAACGUUAUAAUGUGUAUACUUU
Physella acuta is the source of this 2759-nucleotide messenger RNA. Its product is annotated as angiopoietin-related protein 2. NCBI's taxonomy places the organism in Eukaryota, Metazoa, Mollusca, Gastropoda, Physidae. The record is from RefSeq and is a predicted model, not a curated record.